Sphaeramia orbicularis (orbiculate cardinalfish) is the source of this 2249-nucleotide messenger RNA. RefSeq names its product GH3 domain containing (gene ghdc). Lineage: Eukaryota; Metazoa; Chordata; Actinopteri; Kurtiformes; Apogonidae. The record is from RefSeq and is a predicted model, not a curated record. Gene Ontology annotation, molecular function: acid-amino acid ligase activity. The transcript has 11 exons. Bases 103 to 2022 code for a protein of 639 amino acids. Gene Ontology annotation, cellular component: cytoplasm.
CACGGAAGUGCCAACAAGGGAAAGUAACUGAAAGGCUGUGUUAUUGUCAUCUGCUGUAUAUUUUAUAGAUGCAUUUCUGUAAGCAGUAUUUAAAACAGCGAAAUGGUAAGGUUAAAAUCCGUAUUCAGGAUGGCUGUGUCUAGGUUUCACAUUGAUUUGGCGCUGUGUUUUGCGGUUUUAUGUGUUGCCGUCGCCAUCAUCGAACAGAAUCAGGCGAUGCCGCGUCCUCUGCUCGCCGCCGUCGCCGUCUGUUCCUCGGCCGGGAUGGCGUUCAUCUGGAGGGAUAUCAGCUCCAAGAUUAAAAGCGAAAACCGGACUUUAAGCAGUUUACUCAGCCAGUAUGUGGCGGGGAAGGCAAUAGGCUGGCUCGGCAGACGGCAGAGGAAGAAACUGGAAGCCGACACGGUCAAUGUGAAGCGAGUCCAAGAGGAGACUCUGCUGAUGCGCCUGCGCAAACACGCAGACACAUGUUAUGGAAAACAGUAUGACUUCAGUUUAAUUAAAGACUGUCAUGACUUUCGUGCUCGUCACCCUGUCACCACAUAUGAGCACUACAAGGAGCUGAUCAGGCGAAUCGCAGCUGGAGAGGAAAAGGUGAUAAUCGCUGAGAAACCACUGAUCUUGGCCAUGACCUCUGGGACAUCAGGGUCCAGUGCCAUGCUCCUCAGCACUAAGGACACCAAUACUGAGUUCUUCCUACAGGGAGUGACAGUGUGUGUAGAUGCGAUGCAGCAGGCCUUCCCUGCUAGCAACAGCCUCCAACGCACCACCAAGUUCUUCUACACACCUAUUCUCCGCCAAUCAGAGGCCGGCAUUCCUAUUGGACCCAACUCCUCCACACCAGCAUCCUCUCGCCACAUGCUCAACCUGUACACCACCCCAGCACCCGCCUUUGAGGUUAAGAGUGAAAAGGACACUCUGUACUUGCAUCUGCUCUUCGCUCUGAAAGAUCCCACUGUGGGAACGCUGGAGUCCAACUUUGCUUCCACCAUCUUUUAUGCUUUCAGUGCCUUACAGGAGCGCUGGCAGGAGCUUGUGGAGGACAUCGAACAAGGUAAGGUCAGCAGUGCCCUGGAUCUGGACCCCACAGUGAGGGCCAGACUGGAAGCUCUGAUGAAGCCAGAUCCGGAGAGGGCUGCCCAGCUCCGGGUGCACUUCCAGGAUGGCUUCCAGGGGAUCGGAAGGCGCCUUUGGCCCUACCUUCAUCUGGUGCUGGCAGUGGAUUCAGGCUCCAAUCAGAUAUAUGGGGAAAUGCUGAGGGAGAACUACUGUGAAGGAGUACCUUUCUACUCGCCUUUCUACGCUGCUACUGAAGGUCUGAUAGGGGUGAACCUGUGGCCUCUGGAGUCCUCCAGACGCUACCUGCUGUGUCCUCGGUCCAUGUUCUGUGAGUUUGUGCCGGAGAACAGCCUGGACGAGGAGCAGCCUCACACUCUGCUGAUGGAUGAGGUGAAGGAGGGAUGCAGCUAUGAACUCGUCAUCACAAAUGCUUCAGGACUCUUCAGAUAUCGCAUUGGAGAUGUGGUGAAGGUCGUUGGAUUUCGCAAUCAGUGUCCCAUUGUUGAGUUUCAGUACAGACGGGGUCAGAUGCUGAGUGUUCGAGGGGAGAAAAUAUCUGAGCAUUUGUUCCUGGGGGCUUUGAAGAAGGCUGUCGCUCAGUGGCCUGGAGCUCAGCUUGUCGACUAUUGCUGUGCAGAGAGUGGCAUUCUGGGGGAUUCAAUAGGUGGCUCAGAUCCUCAUUACCAGGUCUUUAUAGAGCUUAAGGGGGUGAGGAACCUCACAGAGGAACAGCGAUACAAGUUGGACAUCUGUCUUCAGCAGGACUCGGCUGUCUAUAAGUCGUUCCGUAUCAAGGGCAGCAUUGGACCGAUGAGGGUGCAGCUGGUAGCACAUGGUGCUUUUAAGGAGCUCAGCAAGCAGAUGAUGGCCUCUUCUAACACCUCACCCAACACCUUCAAAAUGCACCGUGUACUGCGCAAGAAAGAAUAUGCUGACUUCCUCCUGCAGAAAACAGUUUCCUGAGAAUUUUCACAGUGAGGAGACAUUAAAAACUGUGAUGAACACAGACUGAAGGAAAUGUCUCACGUUUCACAAUUAACAUUACAUGAACGUGCCUUUGAAAACAACACACAAGUUUUUGUUGUUAUUUUUGACUGUAUUCUAGUCUGGUGCAGUGGUUAGCACUCGUGCCUCACAGCAAGAAGGUCCUGGGUUCGAUUCCAACACCAGUCGAUGGGGGUGGGACCUUU